AUGACGGACGAUAGGCCGCAUCCGACGCCCCGCAGCUCUAAGGGUCGUUCCGCGUCCAUUUGCGCCACCGGUAGUACGAGUAUGGAAGCGAUUUCGCCAACGGUCGACGGUACCCCUCCGUACCAGAGACGCAGACGCGCCGCCGCCAGGUCGCAAAGCGCGAGGGUGGCCAACAGGAGGUCGGUACGUACCAAGAUGGCGCUGCCCCAAGGGGCAGCGGACAAGAGUCAGAGCACCAGCGAGCCGAAGCUGACCGAAGAUUCCACCCCCGACGUGUCCCCCAACAUCAGACGGAAGGGGUCCCAGAGAAGAGGUACUUCGGUGUACCAGAGGAAAAGUACCGCCUUUUUGGACGUCCCGGAAACCCGGAAACAGUGUACCGCUGACGUCGAGGAGGACGAGGACUCGUACCGUUUGAGGAGUUUCAGUUUCACGUCGAAAGGGAUUUUCGCGAAACACGCGGGGAUCGUCAACAGGGGCGACUCGUUCCGGCGGCGCAGGUCCCGCAGCAACAGCCUGUGCCCCCCGUCGAUGGGGGGCAACAGCCCCGUACUCGACGACCACGUGACCGAGGAAGUGUCCAACUACACCGUGGUCCUGUUGGGCUCCCAAGGCGUCGGCAAGACCGCCCUCAUCAGCCAGUUCAUGACGUCGGAGUGCAUCAACGCGUACGAGAGACAGAAAGAUCUCCUGAUCAAGACGCAGACGGUGUCGAUCAUGCUCAACGGCGAGGAAUCCGAACUGACCUUCCAGAACAUGACCACUUCGAAGGAGGUCGACCGUAGCAACCCGCCGGACGCAUUCGUCGUACUCUAUUCCGUGGUCGACAAAGCGAGUUUCCUCAAGGCGGAAGCGGAACUGAACCGGCUUCAAGACUUCGACCUGCUUCGCUCGCGACCCAUCAUUUUGGCUGCCAACAAAAUAGAUUUGGCGCGGAGCAGGACCGUGUCGACCCAAGACGGCAAGUGUUUGGCAUGCACGUUCAGGGCGAAGUUCGUCGAAAUAUCGGUCGGGAUCAACCACAACGUCGACGAGCUGCUCGUCGGUAUACUGACGCAGAUCCGGCUCAAGGUAUUAAACUACGACGACGACGGCCGCCAGCAACAGUGGUACAAGAGCAGGGGCGUGGUCAAGGCGAGCAUGAAGGCGCGGCAGAUGUUUACGUGGCUGUUCGGCAAGGAGGACUCGAAGUUCAAGAACUGCGAGAACUUGCACAUCCUAUAGCACAGCUGACCGACCGGCGACCAAUCGACAACCAAAAGCAAUCACAGCGGGCCAAAACGUCACUUGUUGGCGCGGAAAUCAAAAUGACGGGAUCGAGGUUUUGUUUCAGAAAUCUUGUAUAUUAUUCGUAGGGAAAUCAUAUAUAUUUAUACAUAUAUACAUAUACAGUUAGGUUUACGAUAUCUUUACAAUUGUCCUUCCACUAUAUACUUGAGUCUCCUUUAUAUAUAUCUUUUUAUAUAAAUAUUAAAUAUAUACUUGAAAUUUUACCGGGUAGGAUAGUUUUUAGUGUUUUUACCGUUCGAUACGACCAAAAAAAAAAUCGUUAGUUUAUGUAAAUGUCAUUUCUGGAGUAUUUUUUAGGUGUUUACAGGGUGCCUCGAGUUUAAAGGCCUUUUGUUCUCUUAGAAUUAAUAAUCCCUUACUGUUUGUUAAAUAUAAGUUACUUUUUGUACAAUGUUUCUUCCUAUACUUUUGACA
Molecule: messenger RNA, 1704 nt
Organism: Cylas formicarius (sweet potato weevil)
Lineage: Eukaryota; Metazoa; Arthropoda; Insecta; Coleoptera; Brentidae
Gene: Rgk3
Product: GTP-binding protein REM 1
Exons: 7
Coding region: 1-1224 (407 amino acids)
Cellular component (GO): plasma membrane
Molecular function (GO): GTP binding; GTPase activity; calcium channel regulator activity
Source: RefSeq, a predicted model, not a curated record